Ruditapes philippinarum (Manila clam) is the source of this 1383-nucleotide messenger RNA. Its product is annotated as neuronal acetylcholine receptor subunit beta-4-like. The record is from RefSeq and is a predicted model, not a curated record. The transcript is spliced from 4 exons. Gene Ontology annotation, cellular component: membrane; neuron projection; synapse. The coding region runs from base 1 to 1383 and encodes 460 amino acids. NCBI's taxonomy places the organism in Eukaryota, Metazoa, Mollusca, Bivalvia, Venerida, Veneridae. Gene Ontology annotation, molecular function: transmembrane signaling receptor activity; extracellular ligand-gated monoatomic ion channel activity; neurotransmitter receptor activity. Gene Ontology annotation, biological process: nervous system process; monoatomic ion transmembrane transport; chemical synaptic transmission.
AUGUUUUACAUAAUCUCGUUCGUGUAUAAAGUGAUUUUAUUUAAUAACCUCGUGACGAUCAGCAGCCCCCAAGUCUUUGUUACUGUGGGACCACCUACUACGUUCGAGACAUUUUUUAUUACUGUGGGGCCACCUGUUAAAAAAACUACGUUCGGCACAGCAGCAUCGCAAGCCAUUGAUAAAGAAAGUGAUCAUGUUGGAUCAGAUCUAGAUGGGAUGAAAUCAUUAUUUAACGCAACUCUGUCGGACUAUGACACAAGAAUCCGGCCACGAAUUGACCAAUCCCAUGUUGUAAAUGUAAACACUACCUUCGUGCCGCAGAGUGUUCUGCAUUUUGAUACAUCCGAGCAGAAAUUUUCUGUCCUCGGUUACUUUAGGAUUGAAUGGAAAGACGAAGUGAUCACAUGGAAUCCCGAAGACUUUGCGGGGACGAAUUAUGUAAAGGUCCCUAUUACUGAAAUAUGGACACCUAGCUUAAUCAUACUUAAGGCCUUCGACGGUGACGGUGUUGUUGGAAAUGCAAAAACAGACAUUGCUAAAAUCUGGUCUGACGGUUCUGUUCAAUGGGUACCAGAAAGUAUAUACAGCGUAGUGUGCAAUGUGAAUAUCAAGUUAUAUCCGUUCGAUCACCAAGUCUGCACGGUUACAUACUACGUAUCUGAUGAGACUAUAACAACCGUUAUGCUAGACCAUCCUUAUAGCGUCACACUGGACGAAUACACGGAGAACUCAGCAUGGAAAAUAACCAGUCUCAGCAAGAGGAAGUACCUUCUGUAUAACACGUACCAUAUUGACAUAGAAUUCCAACUACAGAGACGACCUAACUUUGCAACAUUUACUUUGAUUAUGCCUCUCCUGAUGUUGGCUUUUCUUAAUAUCUGCGUGUUUCUUGUUCCUGUUGGGUCUGGUGAGAAAGGUUCAUUCGCAAUUACCAUAUUCCUUUCUUACGGUAUCUUCGUUACAAUCGUAAGUGACACUCUACCGGACAAUUCCCUUCAAAUUUCCUACUUUCUUCUCUUUAUCAUCGUCAUGCUCUUCAUGAGCGUUCUUUCCGUCGUGUACACCAUCAUACAAGCCAAACUUAUGUCAAGUAUGGGUGACAAAGAAUGCAGCAUCAAAUGUUUUCAGUUUCGAAAACCCGUCACAAUGAAACCGACUUCUGUUGAUCCAACUAAAGGACAUACCGAUGACGAGCUUGACGCAGCAGAGUGUAAGGUUGAUAACACAAAUGAUGAUGGCAAGAUAUACACCUGGGCAAUGUUUCUGGAGAAACUUGACGUGAUUCUCUUCAUCAUCUUCUUUGCUCUGGUACUCUUAGCAACGUCUGCUUUUUUCAGUCUGAUGCUUCAGAGAGUAAGCGAGGAUAAGUUCAGUCAAAUAUAA